This is a messenger RNA of Salvia hispanica, 679 nucleotides long. RefSeq names its product germin-like protein 9-3. Lineage: Eukaryota; Viridiplantae; Streptophyta; Magnoliopsida; Lamiales; Lamiaceae. Gene Ontology annotation, molecular function: manganese ion binding. The record is from RefSeq and is a predicted model, not a curated record.
AUGUCCCUGGUCUCCUUCCUCGUUCCCCUCCUAGCCCUCCUCAGCCUCUACAAGGCACACGCCGGUGACCCGGACAUCCUCACCGAUUUCGACCUCCCGUUAGGCUCGGCCAACAUAACCGGAGACAGCUUCACCUACACCGGCCUGAGGGCCUUCAUCGGGGCCAACCCCAGCAACUUCACCGUGUUCAAAGCAAGCAUGGCCGAGCUCCCCGCCCUCAACGGGCAGAGCGUCUCCUAUGCCGCCCUCUACUACCCCCCAGGAGCUGUCAACCCGCUCCACACCCACCCCCGGGGGUCGGAGCUCCUGUUCCUCGUGCUCGGCUCUCUCCAGGUAGGCUUCGUCAACACCACCAACUAUCUCUUCAACCAAACGCUCCAAGCAGGAGACAUGUUCGUCUUCCCCAAGGGCCUCGUCCACUACCAGUACAACGCCGAUGCUACUUCCCCGGCCAUCGCGCUCUCUGCGUUUGGCAGCGCCGCAGCAGGCACGGUUUCAAUCCCCACCAGCGUCUUCAACACUGGCAUCGACGAUCCCAUCCUCGCCGCCUCCUUCAACACCGACGACGGUACCAUUGAUAAGCUCAAAGCUGGACUUUCUCAUUAAUAAUUAAGUUUCCAUUGUUCACCAUUCAUCAUCGUUGUGAGAUGUUUUGGAAUAAUCUCCUUCUCCCUCAUCA